AUGAAGGCAUUCCAGUUUGAUCCUGCUACGUACUCUAAGAAAGAUAUCUUCAUUGGUGGUAUCUCAACUUAUUUAUAUAAUACUGAAGCUUUAAUUCCUUAUGUUGAGAAAUUCAAUGAAAGUGUCAAGCAUCAUGACAAUAAUGUCAGCAGGAAUCAAUUCAAUGAGUUACCUGUAAAUGUCGUUUAUUUGCUUCACCAAAGAUGUGGUGAUUAUAAAUUUACUGAGUCAAUUGCGUAUACUAUAUUAAAGCAAUACUACGAAAAGAAGGAACAGAAAGUGCCGUUAAUUUGCGUUACCUUUGAUAACAGAAAUCACGGUGCAAGAAAGGUUGAUGAUCUGAAAAACUCGUCUUGGAAGUCAGGCAAUGACACACAUGCGUUAGAUAUGAUUUCCAUGAUCGACGGUAUAAUAGACGAUACUAAAUUGAUCAUGACUUAUUUGCCAAGCUACUUGAAUUUAGAAUAUCAUUUAUGCGACCAUGCUAAAGUUCAUCAUAAUACUACUAUCAAAUUCUCCAAUAUUUUAAGUGGUUAUUCUUUAGGUGGACAUACCGUUAUUCGUUUCGCUAACAAAUAUCCAGACUUGGUUGAUAUAAUUAAUCCGGUGGUUGGGUGUAAUGAUUUGUCUUCGUUAUUGAUCAACAGACUUUUUAAUUCCGAACUCGAUUCUCCUAACUUUGACAAGCGCUGGUUUUACUUUGAUUAUAAUGAGUUAAUGUUGACCGACGACCAGAAAAAAUACAUUUAUCCGGAGGCGUUCCAUAAUUAUAUCUGUCAAGAAGAUAGUGAAAUAUUCGACAAUUUUCCAUUUUCUAAGAUUAAGAUGUUCGCAAGUUUUGGUGAAAAGGAUACUUUAGUUCCACCUCGUUUAUCGAAGGUUUGGGUUGAUUUUUACAACAAUACAAAUUCAACUACAGGCGUAUUUAUACAAGAGGACGUAGGACAUGAUGUUACACCUGAAAUGGUUGAUAAAUUCACCUCUUGGCUAGUCGAACAUACUUAA
This is a messenger RNA of Debaryomyces hansenii CBS767, 1005 nucleotides long. RefSeq lists its product as uncharacterized. The transcript has a single exon. Bases 1 to 1005 code for a protein of 334 amino acids. NCBI's taxonomy places the organism in Eukaryota, Fungi, Ascomycota, Pichiomycetes, Serinales, Debaryomycetaceae. The record is from RefSeq and is a predicted model, not a curated record.